AAUCGCUAACGACUAAACUAAACUAAACGAAAAGAAAUGGCGCUACAAAUCCACUCGACUUCUUUUCUCGCCAAUAACAAAUCUUUUCAAUAUCAUCAUCUUCUCUACUCCAAACCUAAAUCAAAACUCACAAUUCAAUCCCAAAAACCGACUCCCGACAAUUCAACCGCGCCAAAGAAACCCACCCCACCUGGGCUAGGGUUUGGCUCAUCGUCUCCUUCAUCUUCAAGCUCGAGUAAAGCAAGUGGGACAGAUGUGAGUAAUAAAAAGAAACACAAGGGUAAAAGAGAGAGAGCUUCGAUUAUUAGAAGGUCACCUGUUGAGAGACCGGCAUUUGUAAGCCAAGAAAUUGAUGAAGCUAAAGCUAAGGAGCAGGGCAGGAACGAAAGUGCCUUUCUUCUUGCUUGGUUGGGGCUUGGCGGUAUCAUUCUUGUUCAGGGGAUUAUUCUUUCUGCGUCAGGCUUCCUACCUGAUGAAUGGGACAAAUAUUUUGUGAAGUAUCUAUAUCCAUCCUUCACCCCUACAGUCUUCUUGUUUGUCGCUGGAACUGUUACAUACGGAGUGUUGAAGUACCUGCAGAAUGAGGAACUUAAAGACCAAAAAUGAUAGUUUGUGAAUGUAGACUAGUAUUUGUUGCUGCAUGAGGAGCAAUUUCUUAUGUAUAGACAAGUUAUAGUUGAGCAUUGCUUCUUAGGCUGUAUUUUGACAUACUGUUAAUGACAAGUUGCGAUACUCUUUUCUGCAAAAAGAGCCAUCUAUUGUGGAUCCUUUUUAUUUUGCUGAAA
Ricinus communis (castor bean) is the source of this 785-nucleotide messenger RNA. RefSeq names its product protein LPA2. The record is from RefSeq and is a predicted model, not a curated record. Gene Ontology annotation, cellular component: chloroplast. The transcript has 2 exons. Bases 37 to 606 code for a protein of 189 amino acids. NCBI's taxonomy places the organism in Eukaryota, Viridiplantae, Streptophyta, Magnoliopsida, Malpighiales, Euphorbiaceae.